AUGGUCAAAAAUUCCCAUAAAUUCCCAUACCCAUCACUGGGAGUCGCUGAGCUGUAUGAUGAGCCGCUGCCCACCGCUUCUGGUGAUGACCCUACAGCUUUCGUCCUGAAUGAGUGUAAUUCAGAGGAGAGCAGAGAGGAUGAGGAGCUACAGCCUGAGAGAAAGAGCCUGGAGGACUUCAACUUCCUCAGUGUGCUUGGAAAGGGUACAUACGGGAAGGUGAUUUUGUCCGAGCUCAAAGGCACUGAUGAGGUGUAUGCGCUGAAGUUUAUGAAGAAGGACAUGAUCUGGGAAUAUGAAAACAUCAGCUGCACCUUUAUGGAGAGGCGGAUCUUGGCUCUGGCCAGUGAACACCCCUACCUGACCCACCUCUACUGUAGCUUCCAGACCAGCGACUCACUGUGCUUCGCAAUGGAAUUUGUGAAUGGCGGGGAUCUUGCAUUUCACAUUUCCUGUUCAUGUGGAUUUGAUGAACCCCGCAUCAGAUUUUAUGCUGCUGAGAUCGCCUGUGCCCUCAUGUUCCUCCACCGCAAUGGGAUUAUACACAGAGAUCUCAAACCUGGAAACAUCCUCCUAGAUGCCGAUGGCCACUGCAAGCUUGCUGACUUUGGCUUGUGCGCAGAGGGAAUACUAGACGGCAAGACUGCCAACACUUUUUGUGGCACACCCAACUACAUGGCACCAGAGGUGUUACAGUAUUGGGAAUACGACACAUCGGUGGAUUGGUGGGCCCUAGGUGUGAUCAUGUACGAGAUGAUGACAGGCUACGCUCCGUUUCAUGAUCACAACGAGGAGAUGAUGUUUGAGUCCAUCAUCAAUGCUGAACCGGAAUAUCCAUCAGACCUCAGUAGGAAUGCGGUCAACAUCCUCAAAGCGUUCCUGAGGAAGAAGCCCAUGGAUCGUCUUGGCUGUGUGGUGUCCGAGGGCAAGGAGAAUGCCAUCAAAGCUCACCUUUUCUUCAGUGAGAUCAACUGGUCAUGGCUGGAACAGAGGAAGAUCACUCCACCGUUUCAACCACAGAUAACAUCAAAGAGGGACGUCAAUAAUUUUGAUGGCAGAUUCACCCGUGAGGAGCCCAAGCUUUCUCAUGGGAAUCUCUCCUUCUUCAUCCAGUCCAUCCAAGAGGAGUUUGAUGGUUUCUCAUUUAUUAACCCUAAAUAUUAA
Messenger RNA from Hemibagrus wyckioides, 1164 nucleotides. RefSeq names its product protein kinase C epsilon type-like. Bases 1 to 1164 code for a protein of 387 amino acids. Gene Ontology annotation, biological process: protein phosphorylation. The transcript has 2 exons. The record is from RefSeq and is a predicted model, not a curated record. NCBI's taxonomy places the organism in Eukaryota, Metazoa, Chordata, Actinopteri, Siluriformes, Bagridae. Gene Ontology annotation, molecular function: ATP binding; protein serine/threonine kinase activity.